AGAGCUGCUCCGUGCUGCACCGGGAGGAGGACAGAGUUUGAGGCGGCAGAUCGGUGACUGCGCGUCGGGGUGGAAACUAACGGACGACCGCUGACAACUCCCGGAUCUAGUGAUUCUUACUUGGUUGAUUUCUCUUUUUCUUCAUCUUGUCAUCGCCAUCCCCAUCCCCACCCUCAAAGCCUCCCCAUCACUGAGAGAGAGGAUGCUCCUACAGCUCUCGGUGCUUCAUCCAUUCACGGAGUAGAAGUGACCCCCAGUCCGAGCGGAGGAGAAGGAUCCCCCGGGUUGAUGCGCAACGCUGGUCACGACUGUAAAACUGGACAGACCCUGACAGGAGGAUUGGAGGAAUAAUACCCCUUUCUGUCCGGCUGGAUUGUUUGAUUUGAUUUCAGGUCUUUUUCUCUCCAGGCGUGGAUUGUUAAUUCGGGAUUUUUCGGCUUUGGCGCGGCUCCGCCUGUACCGAGGAGGAGCGGAGCCUUUAAGCCGGGCUGGAGCGCUCUGAGCUGGGGAACCGCGCAGCUCACACCCGGUCCAGAGUGGGCGGAGACAUGGCGGCGCCCAGGUGGACGGUCCUGCUGUUCCUGGCGGUCAUCUUGUUCGUCUCCUGCAGUGCUGCACCCACUGACAUCUUGUAUCGGGUUCCUGAGGAGCAGCCGCCCAACACGCUGAUCGGCAGCCUGGCGGCGGACCAAGGCCUGCCCGACAGCGGCCACCUCUACAAGCUGGAGGUAGGCGCGCCGUACCUAAGAGUGGACGGAAAAACCGGCGACAUAUACACAACGGAGGUCUCCAUCGACCGUGAGACGCUAAGAGACUGCCGCAAUUUGUUUGAAGGCGACAAGUGCUUCCUGGAGUUUGAAGUGUCGAUCACAGACAUGGUUAAAGGCAUCGGCUCGGGACCGCGGCUGAUUGAGGGACGCAUCGAGGUGCUGGACAUCAACGACAACACGCCACAGUUCGCCUCCCCCAUCCUCACCCUCUCCAUUCCUGAGAACACGCACAUCGGCGCCCUUUUCUCCAUCCCCAUGGCCUCUGACAGGGACUCUGGCAGCAACGGCGUGGCCGAGUACUCGCUGAGCACCGGGCCGGACGCCGACCAGCUCUUCAGCCUGCAGGUCGCCGUGGACACAGACGAGAAGCUGCCUCAGCUGGUCGUGAUGGGCAAUCUGGACCGGGAGAAGAAGGACUCGUAUGACCUGAACAUCCGAGUGGUGGACGGAGGGAGGCCGGCGAGGGCGAGCAGCGCUCUGCUGCGGGUCACCGUAACAGACCAGAACGACAACGCUCCGAAGUUUGAGAGGAGUCACUACGAGGCCGAGCUGCCGGAGAACAGUCCGCUGGGACACUCUGUGCUGCAGGUCAGAGCGAAUGAUGCGGACACUGGAACCAACGGAGAGAUCGACUACAGCCUCCAUCAAGCGUCAGAGACCGUCCAGAGGCUUCUACGCAUUGACCGAUCAACCGGCAUCAUCUACGUCAAAGGUCUGGUGGACCGCGAGGAGGAGAACUUCCUCAAGUUUUUUGUUGUUGCCAAAGAUCGAGGGCCAAACUCCAAAAGCUCCAAAGUCCUGGUGACCAUCAUCAUCAAAGACCAGAAUGACAAUGCACCAGCCAUCGAAAUCCGUGGAAUCGGCUUGGUCACGCACCAGGAUGGUGUCGCCAACAUCUCUGAGGACAUGCCCAUCGGCACUCCUGUAGCCUUGGUCCAGGUCUCAGACCGCGAUGAGGGCGAAAAUGCAGUGGUGACAUGUGUGGUGGCUGGUGAUGCCCCGUUUCAGCUCAGACCUGCAAGCGAGUCAGCCAAUGAUCGCAAGAGGAAAUACUUCCUGCAGACAACUACCCUGCUGGAUUAUGAGGACGUGAAGGAUUACAGGAUUGAAAUUGUUGCUGUGGAUUCUGGGAACCCAGCUCUGUCCAGUACCAACUCCCUCAAAGUCCAGGUCACAGACAUAAAUGACAAUGCACCAAACUUUGCCCCAGCACAGCUUGAGGUGGACUUUGCUGAGGGAAACCAGCCCGGUGACAAGGUGCUGGAUGUUAUUGCGACAGAUGCAGACAGCGGCACCAAUGCAGAGCUGGUGUAUAACAUCAUUGAGUUCUCGGCCAAUAAGCUCUUUGACAUCGAUACCAACACAGGAGCGGUCCGGGUGAAGAACCUGCUGGAUCGGGAGGAGACGGAGCAGUAUAAGUUCCACGUGGCGGCGGCAGACAAGGGCGUCCCGAGUAAAACAGGCACUGCAACAGUUGUGAUCAAUGUUCUGGACCGGAACGACAAUGAUCCCAAGUUUAUGCUGAGUGGCUACAGCUUCUCUGUCAUCGAGAACAUGGCCCCUCUCAAUCCUGUAGGGGUUGUGACAGUCACUGAUGCAGAUAAGGGUGAGAACGCCAGAGUUAAUCUGUAUGUAGAGCCUGACAACGGCAAGUUUGUCAUCCAGAACGGCACAGGAACCAUCCUGUCCCACAUAUCGUUUGACCGUGAGAAGGAAAGCACAUACACCUUCCGCCUCAAGGCUGUGGAUGCCGGUGACCCACCCCGGUCUUCAUAUGUCGGUGUGACUAUCAAUGUCCUUGAUGAGAAUGACAACGCCCCCUACGUCACCAAACCAGCAAACUCCUCCUUCAAGUACAUGUCACCCUUCACUGCCACAGACACUGCUGUAGAGGUGGUGGAGGCUGAGGAUAUUGACUCUGGUCCAAACGCUGAGCUGGUCUACACAAUCGUAGGUGGUAACCCAUACGGGCUCUUCCAUAUCUCGCCCAACAGCGGGGAAAUCACACUGGCGCAGGAAUUCACUGGUAAACACAACGGCCUCCACCGCCUUGUGGUAAGGGUUAGCGAUAAAGGGAAACCUCCCCGCCACACCACGGCCCUGGUCCAUGUUUUCGUCAAUGACACCAAGUCCAAUGUCUCCCUGAUUGAGGCGCUGGUUGGACACAGCCUGUACACCCCUCUGGACAGGGACAUUGCCGGGGACCCGAACUACGCCCUGGCUCAGCGCAGCAACAUCCUGUAUGGCAGCCUUGCAGGUAUCGCUGGUGUGAUUCUGGUCAUCGUUGCUGUAGUUGUCAUCAGGCAUCGCCUACAGAAGGACACAAAGAGCGGCUACCAAGCUGGUAAGAAGGAGAGUAAGGACCUGUAUGCUCCAAAGCAAGGCCCCAAAAAUGGGAAAGGGAAAAAGAGCAAAAAGGGGAAAGUUCCCAAACCGGCGAAGCCGCUUGAAGAGGAUGAGGAGGCCAGCUUACAGAAAGGCCUCAAGUUCAACCUCAUCAACGACACUGUCAAUGACAGCCCCAGAAUCCACCUUCCCCUUAACUACCCACCAGGAAGCCCCGACCUGGGCCGCCACUACCGCUCUAACUCCCCCCUGCCCUCCAUUCAACUACAGCCUCAGUCGCCCUCCGCCUCUAAGAAGCACCAGGCCGUCCAGGACCUCCCCGCCACCAACACCUUUGUCGGAACGGGCGACAACAACUCCACAGGCUCGGACCAAUAUUCGGAUUACAGCUACAAGGCCAACCCACCCAAAUACAGCAGCAAACAGCUCCCCCACCGUCGAGUGACCUUCUCCACAGCCAAUCAGGCGCAGGAUCUGCAGGACGCGUCCCAGCACAGCUACUACGACAGCGGCCUGGAGGAGUCGGAGACCCCCAGCUCCAAGUCGUCGUCGGGGCCCCGGAUCGGGCCCCUGGCACUGCCGGAGGACCACUACGAGCGGACCACGCCCGACGGCAGCAUCGGCGAGAUGGAGCACCCGGAGAACGACCUCAGGCCUCUUCCAGACGUGGCAAUGACCGGUAACUGCACCCGCGAGUGCACCGAAUUCGGCCACUCCGAUUCCUGCUGGAUGCCCGGCCAGCCUUCCCCCAACCGCAAGGUGUCCAAGAACGCCCCCAAGCUGUCCACCUUUGUGCCUUACCAGGAGAUGGACGGGCAGGAGCAGCUGAUGGCCAACGGCAGCCCGAAGCCCAUGAUGACGGAGGAGCGCGGGACGGGCGGCGGCGGCGGAAGCAGCUCCAAAGUGGCCAACAUGCGGUUUAUGACGCCCUACAGCAGUGCCUACCCUGGGGGCGGAGACUCGACCGGUAAAGACUGUGGGCUGGAGGAGAUCCCGCUGAGCCAGGCGGUGGAGUAUCACUCAGCCACCACUCCAACCGGCCAGACCUCCAAGAGGGAGAUCUACCUGUGAGGGCUCGGCUCUCCACCUUAAAACCCCCGACCACCUCCCCCAGGCUCCCACUCAUCUCCCGUCGCUGCUCGCCACCACCUUUCCCGCCCCCACACUGCCGCCCCCUGUGCCUAUUACUCGCUGUGCCGCAGCACCGACUCCUCUUCUUCCUUUUUAUAACUGCAUCCACCGAUAAAGGCUUUAGACCCCGCCCACCUCGCCCACUGCCACCGCCUCCCCCUCUAGAAACCAAUCAAAUGUAAAAUAGAAUCAAUUCAAAUCAAUUGAAGAAAACACGCGGCUCCUGCGGCCGUGGAAGGAAUGUAAACUACACCACAUCGUUGUGAUAAUUUAAUGGGAAACUAUUUAGCUACUCACGUAUUUGAGUUGGAUUUUUGUGCGUUGCUUUAGGCUAUGUUGCUGUGUUGGAACAGAAAAAGAAAAAACACCUUCGGGGGGAGAACUUCUUGUAAAUCCUACUUAAGUAUACUGUGUAAUGCUAUCUAUCCUUAAUUCUUUUGGAUAUUUUUGUUUGGUUUUGUUUUCAUUUUUCCUCUUUCGACUCUGGAGCAUCUGGGAAAUACCUUUUUCCGCCGGCUUGCAUCAAAUCAAGCCGGCUGGUUUUUAUCAGGAACAGCUCGUCUUCAGCGUCAGACGUUUGCAGAUACGCCGCUGUUUCCCGCCCUCUGGAGCGAGAACUUUUUCGACUCUGUUCAUUUUUUGGCUGUGAGGUCCUUUUUCAGUGUACAGAGCUGUAAAUACAACAAACAGUGACAGAGGAAACUGCUGUAAGUGUGGAUCCGUGGCUGUCGUGCUGUCUGCAGAUCUUCAUGUUGCGUCGCAUUGAUGGACUGAAAACCUUCGCAUGUACAGAGAAACGACGCCGCCGGCGUUCACCGUCACACUGCAGGAACCUGGACGCUUGAGCAUCACCGACGGUGCCGAGUUAAAACACAAAACUUUAUAUGAUUUUCUUUUCUUCUCUACUAUGUCACGACACAAAUGAAUCUGGGUCCAUGAGGGGAUCGAAUCAUUUAAGGAGCAUGAAUCAAACCAGGACCGGGGAAUUCUCAAAGCUUCAGUCAGUGUUUCGGUGUUAGCUGAGUACCAUUUUUUUAUUAUUAAUGCUCUUGUCAGUAGUUUAUCAUAAAAUGAAAACGUGUGCAAUGGAAAACGUUCAGAAAAGUUUCAUAAAAAACACCAACAAUAUUUAAUUUUCCUUUCUGAGUAGUGGAAGAACUCUUGCAAAUGGAAAUUCAUGCGUUACAUGACCUAGUUUUCUCGUGUUAAACAAUCAUUGUCAUGUUUAAAGUUCUGCUCGGCAGAUUUUAUUGUAAAGUUGGAAAGAGUAGUGAAAAAAUAAGAGGAAUUAGUCAAAAAUUGAAGAAUCUUGUAAUUGUUCCCUUUUUUUUCAGGCUUAAGGUUUUUGUUCAAGCGAUACCGGUGUGAAGUUAGCUGUUUUUGUUUGUUUGUUUCCUUCUAUUUUGUUUUUUGAAGCAUUAUAUACACCAUUUAUUUAUG
Cheilinus undulatus (humphead wrasse) is the source of this 5687-nucleotide messenger RNA. RefSeq names its product protocadherin-1-like. Lineage: Eukaryota; Metazoa; Chordata; Actinopteri; Labriformes; Labridae. Gene Ontology annotation, cellular component: plasma membrane. The transcript has 5 exons. Gene Ontology annotation, biological process: homophilic cell-cell adhesion. Bases 549 to 4187 code for a protein of 1212 amino acids. The record is from RefSeq and is a predicted model, not a curated record. Gene Ontology annotation, molecular function: calcium ion binding.